AUGCCGCAGACAAGAAACGUUCGUGAGGUUCUCGAGGCCUCUGAGAUUUUGCUGCAAAUGUGCGACUUCAAUCAUAGCCAGCCCUCAGCGCAGUCAGAUCAGCGGGUCCCUGCAGCUGAUUCGGGCGGUAAUGCGACUCAAGGCACGAGCCCUGCAGCGAGCGAGACCACUGGUGGUAAUACACGAGCCAAUACUCGAGCGCUCAUGCGGACGGCGGCGAUGCCCAAUGCAAACCAACCUCGUGCUCGGCCAGUAAUUGGACAACAGGGUUCUCAUCAUCGAGUCAAGUCAGCUCCUGCGUCGAAUGCGAAUCAGAAAAUGUCUCAGCUGGCUGUGCCCGAGCAGAGACUUAUUCCCAUGAACGCAAACCAGUCUUUGCAGGCCUACCUAAUUCACCAGCAACGCAUCGCUGGUAUAGCGCCACAAGAUAUGAUUUCCAUGCCAGACCAGCAACAGAACACCCAGUCGCAGCCAGGACCGCAGCCAGGAGGCCAGGGUAAUACGCCUUCUCUGGUCCAAUUUUCACGCGAAGGCUCUGUUGUGUUCCCCCAAGUGGCUCCCGCGAGAUUUGAUGGCGUUCUUUUGCCACCUCCCUCGUCGACGGCUCAAGCUUCUGGGGCGCCUCAGUCCGUUAGAUUUGGAGCGACGAGUGACCCUGCCAAUUAUGCUACUGGAAGGACGGUCCAGUCAAUGAACGAGAAUAUGGACCCGCGAUGCUAUUUGGCUGGUCGCGAGGAAUGUAAAUUUGGCGCUUCUCAUCCGCAUAGCCCUACAACCAACAGCGUGCAGCUUCCUUGGCUACAAAGCCUGAACAAUACUCCUGCGAAUAGACCCAGACAUGGAGCCGCGUCUCAGGGAACGAGAGUCCGCCGUCACUUCAACCCAUAUUUGAACUUUCCUGGCGUAUUGACCUCAUUCCCACAGCUGCUGGCUAGGGUUAUCGAUUUGUUUGAAUUAGACGAUUUCCUCAACCUGUAUGCGGCUUCCAAACGCUUCUACUCCUACGUGAAAGCGAACCCUGAAGCAACCAUAACACGCUUCGCGUUUAAGCGCUUUGGUGACACUGCUCAGAUUUUUGCUCAUCCAUGCUACCAGAAGUUUACCGUUUACAGUCGCGGCCCUAGACCCGAAAACAUCCCCGGCCAAGUGUUGGAGAUACGCCCAUCGCCGAGAUGGCUUAAGAUGCUCGACUCCAGAGAAAAAGUUGUCAACGACAUCAUGAAUUUGUUCGAUCAGAGUGGCUAUACCCUUACCUCUCGCUGCGUGGGAGUGCUGAAAAAAAUUUGGUUCCUCAUGGACAUCCCCGACAAUCGCCGUCGCACCUUCGCAGUCCAGAACAAAUACCUCUGGUCGGACAAUGAAAUCUUCUACGCAGUGUUCAUCUUCGCUCAGAUCGAGUCGCGCUUCACCCAUAACGUAUCCGGAACCCCACGCUCAGGUUUCCGACGCCUUCUCCUGGGUCAGAAAGGGUUGACUCUGCUGCGCGACGCAUUGAAAGGCACCGCCCUCCGCACGAACUACGAAGUUCUGAGAGAGUUUAUCCGGUGGAAAUACGUACCAACGCCUGACGAGGCUAACAUGUUCCUUUUCGGUGUCCCCGCUGGCGAGCACGGUCUGCUUCAGUACGAGUACUAUGGUCGCACUGCGAAUCGGGAAAAACUGCAGCGGCCUGAUGACCUUCUCUUGAGAGAAAUGGCCCGGCGUCAGUUGGAUAUGGGGGCUAUGUAUGCGUGGGUCUACGUGCAGAGUGAAAUGGAUCCGUCCUUGAAGCGCGAUUAUCAGCUUGAGCCUGAGACUUCGUUUCUUCACCUGAUUCUUUAUGAGGCAAAGAAGAACAGCGAUGAGCCAUCAAACUGGUGGAAGGAUGCGGUGGUCGAUAACUACUGUGAGGGAUCUAUCUGA
Messenger RNA from Aspergillus chevalieri, 1902 nucleotides. RefSeq lists its product as uncharacterized. The transcript has a single exon. The coding region runs from base 1 to 1902 and encodes 633 amino acids. The record is from RefSeq and is a predicted model, not a curated record. NCBI's taxonomy places the organism in Eukaryota, Fungi, Ascomycota, Eurotiomycetes, Eurotiales, Aspergillaceae.